Molecule: messenger RNA, 1919 nt
Organism: Choloepus didactylus (southern two-toed sloth)
Lineage: Eukaryota; Metazoa; Chordata; Mammalia; Pilosa; Megalonychidae
Gene: ARMCX6
Product: armadillo repeat containing X-linked 6
Exons: 4
Coding region: 414-1316 (300 amino acids)
Cellular component (GO): mitochondrion
Source: RefSeq, a predicted model, not a curated record
CGUGUCGUCACGUGACCAAGAGCCGCCCGGAGCCGAAGUCCUGCUAGUCGUCUCCGUCUAGGUAUCAGCCCCCUGUUACUCUGCAGGCGGGUGAAGAAAGAAGGAAACUAGUCUGCAAGGUGCAGAUUUGUAGGUCGGUUGCCUCUAGGUCGCGGCUCAAAUUGCUACGAGGGAAGGAGCAAACUGCCCUGGAACUGUGCAUGACAACGUGAAGACUGUCUAUCUAUCACCCUGUAGGGAACACUAACUGAAGACAAGGCAAGAAGAAGGAAUUUACCCCUGACAUUGGAAAAGGUUCAUCAAAAGACAGCUGCAGGAGCCUGUGAGAGGCUGAAAACUACCUAAGAGUCCUCUGCAAUCAGGCUGAGCAAAUUCCUUUCCUGUCCAGCCCCAAGGCUGGCACGGACUUGAGCAUGGGCCGGGCUCGGGAAGUGGGUUGGAUGGCGGCAGGACUGAUGAUUGGGGCUGGUGCCUGCUACUGUGUUUACAAACUAACCAUAGGAAGAGAUGACAGUGACACAUUGGAGGAGGAGGAAGACAAAUGGGAUGAAGACGAGGAACUGGAUGAGGAGGAACCCGAGUUGUGGUUUGAUUUCACAACUAUGGCUCAGCCCUGGAAUGAGGACGGGGACUGGACUAAACCUGGGGCCCCAGGCGGAAGUGAGGACAGGCCGUCAGGUGGGGGUAAAGCCAACCGAACAUACCUAAUAAAAGAGCGCCCAUCCCCCUAUGGACAUAAAAACACUUGGAGUGCUCAAAGCUUUAAUAAUGUCAGUGUUGUUCUUGAUCUCUCCAAGUGUCCUUUCCUUCAGGUAAAGAGGCUGUUUGCUCAGGCCAGACAGGCUGGUUUUCCAUCUAACCACAAUAUCAACAGUCAUUUGGCCAGCCUCCCAGUUGUUGGAAACAUGAUCCCCACUCCCGGCCCCACUGUGAAGGAGAAGGCUGUGUGUGCCCUGGAUAACUUGAAUGUGAGUAUCGAAAAUCAGGGCCAGAUUAAGAUGUACAUCAGCGAAGUGCGUCGGGAGACUGUGUCACAUUGCCGCAACUCAUUUCUGCAACAGGCGGGAUUAAAUUUGUUAAUAAGCAUGGCAGUUAUUAAUAAUAUGCUUGCCAAGUCCGUUUCAGACUUGAAGUUUCCUUUGAUAUCAGAGGGAAGUGGAUGUGCUAAGGUUCAGGUUUUGAAACCGCUGAUGGGUUUGUCUGAAAAGGCAGCCUUGGCAGGAGAGUUGUUCAGUGCCCAAAUGCUGUUCUCAUUCAUGUCUCUCUUUAUCAGAAAUGGAAACAGAGACGUUGUCCUGGACGUCCUUGCCCCUUAAAUGACCAUCUCAAACAGAAACCCGUUUGGCGAGCGUUCGCUCGUGUUCUCAUUCAAAGAAUCUGCAGAGGGUGCUAUCGAAGAUCCAGCCUUAGCCAGUCACCACAUCGUUGGGUUGGGUGAAAGUUACAGUCGCUAAACCGAGAACCACACUCUUACUGGCCAGGCAGGGAUUCCCACAGAGCUUUCAGUAACUUCUCGGUUUUGCAGUCGGCAGGCAAUGCACACUGUAAAUUGCUCCCUUCCAGCCGUCCUCGUGUGGUAAAGGGAUCCUUUCAAGCUGCCAGCUGUGGAUAAAGAACGUCAUACUAUAGCAACACGAGUGAUGUUGUUGCUUGUGGCGGGCUCCCUGUUUAAGCUGGACCGUUUUGUGGAGACCAGACACAUAACAGAGCUUGUGCUGAAAAUGCAUUUGUUGUUGCUUAGAUUGAAUUUUUUUUUUUUUUUUUUUUUGGUAUUUACUCUUCUACGCGAGCUAAUUGACAGUGAACCUGUUCAUCAAAACAAAACAAACAAACAAAAAACAUUCCCCUUCUACCAAUUGUACUGACUUAACCUCAUGAGUCUACAUUUGUGCGUAUCAUCAAUAAAGUUGUGUGCUUUG